This is a messenger RNA of Melopsittacus undulatus (budgerigar), 1567 nucleotides long. RefSeq names its product guanidinoacetate N-methyltransferase (gene GAMT). Gene Ontology annotation, biological process: creatine biosynthetic process. The record is from RefSeq and is a predicted model, not a curated record. Gene Ontology annotation, cellular component: cytoplasm; nucleus. Bases 187 to 891 code for a protein of 234 amino acids. Gene Ontology annotation, molecular function: guanidinoacetate N-methyltransferase activity. The transcript is spliced from 6 exons. Lineage: Eukaryota; Metazoa; Chordata; Aves; Psittaciformes; Psittaculidae.
CCUGCCCCCCCGCUCCCGAUAGGGGCUCCGUUUCCCCCCGGAGGGCCCCGUCCCGUUCUGCACACUCAGCACGUCCCCAGCCGUGGUUAUUUAAGGCCGUCCGGGAGCCAGGGCCCCUCUCCCUCCCCCUGCACCGCUGCCGUCCAGCGAGCGGACUUCGGUCCCCGCAGCGGUAACGGAGCGGCCAUGAGCGCCCCGGCACCGAUCUUCACGGAGGGCGAGGACUGCCGGGCAGCCUGGAGGGACGCGGCCGCCGGCUACGAUGCGCCCGGGGCUCACCUGGAGAUCCUGGGGAAGCCGGUGAUGGAGCGCUGGGAGACCCCGUACAUGCACUCGCUGGCGGCCGUGGCUGCGUCAAGGGGCGGCCGCGUGCUGGAAGUGGGCUUCGGCAUGGCCAUCGCUGCCACCAAGGUGCAGGAGUUCAACAUCCAGGAGCACUGGAUCAUCGAGUGCAACGAGGGGGUUUUCCGGAGGCUGGAGGAAUGGGCCCGGAUGCAGCCCCACAAGGUUGUACCCAUGAAGGGGCUGUGGGAGGAUGUGGCACCGACGCUGCCGGAUGGGCACUUCAAUGGGAUCCUGUAUGACACCUACCCACUGUCGGAGGAGACCUGGCACACGCAUCAGUUCCCCUUCAUCAAGGACCAUGCCUUCCGCUUGCUGCAGCCCGGAGGGGUCCUCACCUACUGCAACCUGACCUCCUGGGGGGAGCUGCUGAAGACCAAGUACACUGACAUCAAGAAGAUGUUUGAGGAGACCCAGGUAGGGCACCUGUUGGAGGCCGGGUUCAAGAAGGAGAACAUCAGCACAACGGUGAUGGACCUGGUUGCCCCCAAGGACUGCAGGUACUACUCCUUCCACAAGAUGAUCACCCCCACCAUUGUUAAGCACUGAGGGUGCUGCCAGCCUGGCACCAUGCCUUGGGGCUGCCCUGAAGCCACAGGAAGCAAACACUAAGGAAAGGAGACUGAUGAUGCACACUUCAAGGAGGAAAAACGCUCUUACCUCCUCUGGUGCUGAGAAGAUUGAAGCCGAUUCUAUGAUUCUAUGAUUUAUCUGGAGGCUUAGGAUGGAAGUCCUGGGUCUCUAGGGAACCUUCUGGAAAAAGGACUCCCUGCCCCACCACGGAUGUCACCCAGAGGAUGUCACCCAGUGUGAAACCCUUGCCCUGGAGGGGCCUCUGGGCUCUGCAGUGCAAAAUCCCACCCAAGGACUGGUAUUUUCCACUCAAGACUCAGACCUUGAUGAAUACCUCAGUGAAGCUGUAAUCCCAGAGGUGGUGCAGAGCCUUUGGCCAAAGGGCUUCAAGGAUGAGAUGUUUAUCCUCUAAAACCUGGCUCCUUUUUAGAAAGCCCUGGUGGCCAAAUGACCUGAACCAGGCAGGAGCAGGAGCCUGGGGUGGCUGGAGGCACUUGGGCUGCUCCUGCAGCACCUCCCUGCUGCUUAUCCCAGUAUUCCUGGCUCAAGCCCACUGCAGCGAGUUCCAAUCCUCACAACCUCCUUGCAGUUCAACAGUGCAUGAAUGAUGUUUCCUCUCUCUACCUGGAAGGGAUAAAAUCCAUUAAAGAAC